This is a messenger RNA of Arvicanthis niloticus (Nile rat), 2846 nucleotides long. RefSeq names its product four and a half LIM domains 1 (gene Fhl1). Gene Ontology annotation, biological process: muscle organ development. Gene Ontology annotation, molecular function: transmembrane transporter binding. The record is from RefSeq and is a predicted model, not a curated record. Lineage: Eukaryota; Metazoa; Chordata; Mammalia; Rodentia; Muridae.
GAGGCGGGGCCCACGCAGCCGCGCCCCCUUCCCGCGCUUGCCCGACUGGGCUCCCGCGCGCGAGCGCGAUUUCCCCGCACCGCAGCCCCUCGCGCCACGGGCAGAGCCCAGGCGGACGCGCGCUCCGCCCUGCCCCGCCCCGCCCUGAGUGGGCUGCGCCCGCCCCCGCUCCCGCCCCCGCGCGUGCUCCCUCCCUCCCUCCCUCCCUCCCACCCACCCUCGCGCGCCCCUCCCCGUGCGCCCCUCCCGCGCCCUACAUCCACCGCCCGGACGAGGGGGCUCAGUCCUCUGCUGCCGCUGUCGCCGCCGCGCUUUGGUCUCGGAGCUGGCAGCGGCCGCCGGUGCCGCCUAGACAGCUGCGCGGGCAACUGGUAGCUGUUCUUAGCUGUGCCCAGCCCUUCCGGAACACAUCCUGUGUGAGGUCCCUCCAGCUAUAAGGUGGGCACCAUGUCUGAAAAGUUCGACUGUCACUACUGCAGAGACCCCUUGCAGGGGAAGAAGUACGUGCAGAAGGACGGCCGUCACUGCUGCCUGAAGUGCUUUGACAAAUUCUGCGCCAACACCUGCGUGGAAUGCCGCAAGCCCAUAAGCGCUGAUGCCAAGGAGGUGCAUUAUAAGAAUCGCUACUGGCACGACACCUGCUUCCGCUGUGCCAAGUGCCUUCACCCCUUGGCCAGUGAGACCUUUGUGUCCAAGGAUGGCAAGAUCAUGUGCAACAAGUGCGCCACUCGGGAGGACUCCCCCAGGUGCAAAGGGUGCUUCAAGGCCAUUGUGGCAGGAGACCAGAACGUGGAGUACAAGGGCACCAUCUGGCAUAAAGACUGCUUCACCUGCAGCAACUGCAAGCAAGUCAUUGGGACCGGAAGCUUCUUCCCGAAAGGGGAGGACUUCUACUGUGUGACUUGCCAUGAGACCAAGUUUGCCAAGCAUUGCGUGAAAUGCAACAAGGCCAUCACAUCUGGAGGAAUCACUUACCAGGAUCAGCCCUGGCAUGCCGAGUGCUUUGUGUGUGUUACCUGCUCUAAGAAGCUGGCUGGGCAGCGUUUCACCGCUGUGGAGGACCAGUAUUACUGCGUGGAUUGCUACAAGAACUUUGUGGCCAAGAAGUGUGCUGGAUGCAAGAACCCCAUCACUGGGAAAAGGACUGUGUCAAGAGUGAGCCACCCAGUCUCUAAAGCUAGGAAGUCCCCAGUGUGCCACGGGAAACGCUUGCCUCUCACCCUGUUUCCCAGCGCCAACCUCCGGGGCAGGCAUCCGGGUGGAGAGAGGACUUGUCCCUCGUGGGUGGUGGUUCUUUAUAGAAAAAAUCGAAGCUUAGCGGCUCCUCGAGGCCCGGGUUUGGUAAAGGCUCCAGUGUGGUGGCCUAUGAAGGACAAUCCUGGCACGACUACUGCUUCCACUGCAAAAAAUGCUCCGUGAAUCUGGCCAACAAGCGCUUUGUAUUUCAUAAUGAGCAGGUGUAUUGCCCUGACUGUGCCAAAAAGCUGUAACUUGACAGGGGCUCCUGUCCUGUAAAAUGGCAUUUGAACCAUGCUUGUGUCCUUGGCUCUCUCGCUCUGCACCAUCCAUAGGGGAAGAGUGAGCUUUCACCUCUUUAAAGUUGCUCUUUUUGUCUUUUCUCCCAUUUUACAGUAUUAAUCAACCAAGGACACACAGUGAUCAUAUUAGGAUUUAGCAAAGAGAGACCUUGCAGCAAAAAUAAUUUCUCUGUUGCUGCAAUGGAAAAAACAAAAACUUAGACUGACUCUUCUGCAUGUUUCUCAUAGAGCAGAAAAGUGCUAACCAUGUAGCCACUUCAUGAUGUAAGCAAAAAGUAUAGGCGAUAAAGCUCCCACUGAGAUCGGGGCUCAGUCGGGAUGCAGUGUGCGGUCACGUGACUGCUGUGCAAGAGUUGCAGCGGCUGCUCCAACUCUCUGCUCGCCUUCUAUGGGCAGUUCCGAACUUGCCAGAAUGCAUGGUUUAACUUCCUUAUCAAAACUCUGACCUUCCUUCGGUUCUUUUGUGCUUUUACACGACUAACACAGAUUUCCAGAGAAUUAACAUUUUGAACUUUGCUGUAAUUCUCAAGUGACUUUACCCCCAUACUAACAUUUAACUCCCCUACGUGGCAUGUUCUCUGAGCGUUCCUACUCUAAAAAAUGGAACACACAGGUGAUUUGGAGCAUCUAAGCAGAUCUGAGAAAACGAGCCUGUUUCAGAGUAAACUCGCCACAGUGACUACUUCUGGAAGCUUAACAAGACUAACUCUCCUGUCCUUUUUAAUUUUUUUAAAAUUUUGUUUUAAUGAGUAGUAAAAUAGUUUAUGGUUUUGGAAACUUGCAUGACAAUAUUUGAGCCUCCUCAAACGUUCCUGCAGUUUUGAGAUUCAUCCUGUAGACGUGACAAACACUCUAGAGCAGCAGCAGAGCAGGCACAGGACUGUCAUCAACAAGAAUACAUUUCAAAGCGGUGACAAGGUGAAGUCCUUAUAACAUAACCGUUGUCUGCUCUUUGUCUGCGUUCAGAAAGAGUGCAAAGUUCCUUUUCUUGUGAUUCUUAGAACUUUCCCUCCAGAGUUUAGUUAGAUCUCUGGGGCUGUCUGAGGUGGUCAUCAUCCUUCACAGGAAGGACUGGGUUUUCACCUCCUCCUCCUCUGAAAUGCAGGAUUGCCUACUUAACUGUAUUCUCCAUUAUUUUACAUAUAUAACAAGCCAAUAUCAAAGUAAAGAUGUAAUGAAAAUACACACUCAUAUAUUACUGUAGGAGUGGUUGUAGAUACCAACACUUCAUUUCCAUAUUUGUCAUUAGCUGUUUCCAUCUAAUGUUUGAUUGUAUCCUUACAAAAAUAAAGCAGCAUAGAAAGAACA